Molecule: messenger RNA, 1704 nt
Organism: Candidula unifasciata
Lineage: Eukaryota; Metazoa; Mollusca; Gastropoda; Stylommatophora; Geomitridae
Source: the annotation of a GenBank genome assembly
AUGCAUGAGAUCAUGUCUGAGGGCAUCACCUUGGUGGAAGACAUAAAUAAGCGACGGGAACCGUUGCCGCUGCUGGAAGCAAUUUACCUAAUUACUCCAAUUGAUAAGUCUAUCAAGGGAAUGAUUGCAGAUUUCCAAAACCCAAACAGUACUCAGUAUAAAGCAGCACACGUUUAUUUUACAGAAGCUUGCCCAGAUGAAUCAUUCAAUGAGUUAUGCAAAUCUCCCAGUGCAAAGUUCAUAAAAACUUUGAAAGAGAUCAACAUUGCUUUCCUUCCAUAUGAAUCCCAGGUGUAUUCCCUAGACUCUCCAGAAACAUUCCAGUUCUAUUAUACGCCAAACAAACCAGGUCGUACCAUCAACCUCGAACGCUGUGCAGAGCAAAUUGCUACCCUGUGUGCUACUUUGGGGGAGUACCCAGCUGUGAGAUACCGAUCGGAUUUUGACCGCAAUGCAGAAUUUGCCCAGCUGGUUCAACAAAAGCUGGACGCCUAUAGAGCAGAUGACCACACAAUGGGAGAGGGUCCCCAGAAAGCCCGCUCUAUGUUGCUGAUCUUGGAUCGAGGAUUUGACCCCAUUUCUCCACUGUUGCAUGAGCUGACAUUUCAGGCAAUGGCUUAUGACUUGCUGCCAAUUGAAAAUGAUGUUUAUAAGUAUGAAAACACCAGUGGUAACGAGGUGACAGAGAAAGAGUACUUGCUUGACGAAAAUGAUGAAUUGUGGGUUGAACUUCGACACCAGCACAUGGCCAUUGUGUCACAGCAGGUUACCAAGAGGCUGAAGCAGUUUGCCGAAUCCAAACGGAUGACUACCUCUGAUAAGACCAACAUCCGAGAUCUGAGCCAGAUGCUGAAGAAGGCUCCCCAGUACCAGAAGGAGCUCAGCAAGUACUCUGCACAUUUUCACCUGGCCGAAGACUGUAUGAGGCAGUAUCAGAAACAUGUGGACAGGCUUUGUAAAGUGGAGCAGGACUUGGCCAUGGGAACAGAUGCCGAUGGGGAGAAGAUCAGGGACCACAUGAGGAACAUUGUCCCAAUACUGCUAGACUUGAACAUCACAGCAUAUGACAAGAUACGCAUCAUCCUCCUCUAUAUCAUUCAUAAAGCAGGUAUUUCUGAGGAAAACCUGGCCAAACUGGUGCAGCAUGCCCAGAUCCCUGCAGAAGAGAAAUGCAUCAUCACCAACACUCAAAACCUGGGGGUGCCAAUCAUUCAGGAUCCCACUUCGGGUAAGAGGGGCAUUGACAAUGAAGGUUAUGGAACUUUUCCAGAGAAGGGUGGCAGGCGUAAGGCUCAACAGCCGUACCAACCCUUUAACCGCAAGGCCAGAGCCUCGGAGCACACAUACCAGAUGUCUAGAUGGGUUCCGUACGUGAAAGACAUUAUUGAGGAUGCUAUUGAAGAGAAAUUAGAUCCAAGACACUUUCCAUUCCUGUCUGGUGGAGCAUCUGCCCGUCCACAAAUUUCAGGGCCAGUUAGCACUCGCUACGGCCAGUGGCACCAGGAAAAAGGCAAGCCGAGCUACAAGUCAGUGCCCAGGCUGAUCGUCUUUAUCAUAGGUGGCGUCACUUACUCUGAAAUGAGAUGUGCAUACAGUGUCACACAGUCUGUCAAGAACUGGGAGGUUCUUAUUGGUGCAACACACAUCCUGACCCCAGAAGGAUUCUUGAGUGAUCUACGCAGCCUGAGUACCAACCAGAAUUAA